Molecule: messenger RNA, 2473 nt
Organism: Meloidogyne enterolobii
Lineage: Eukaryota; Metazoa; Nematoda; Chromadorea; Rhabditida; Meloidogynidae
Source: the annotation of a GenBank genome assembly
AAUGUCUGAAUUAACCAAUGGAGUAGCUACUGAGGAUGAAAAUGUUUCUGGUGCGCAAGUAGAAGGAGAAGAGAGUGAAGCAACAUUACUUAAAAAGAAUCUCAAGUUGGAAAGCCAACAAGCCGAAGAAGACGAAGCAAACAAAGAAAAUGCUGAUGAAAAAACUGAAGAUCAAGUUCCAGAAAUAACUAAUGAAGAUCCAAUGACUACUUCAAUGGACGGUAUUGAAGAAAUUGCUAAUGAAGAACCUAAAGAGCCUGUUGAAGAUGAACAACCAAAAGAAAAUGGAUUAGAUAAAGCAGAAGAGGAAAAUACAGAAAAAGAUGCAGCAGAGAUUCCUGUAAGUAUACUUGAUGGUGGUGAGGAAAAGCAAGAGGAAGCACCAAAAGUUGAAGCAGAUUCUGCCGCGGAGUCAGUACCAGUAGCAGAAGAGGAACCAGCACCUGAAGAGCCUCAAACUGAAGAAGCACCACAAGAGGAGGCUGAUCCUCCUAAAGAAGAGAGUGUGGCGGAACCUGAACAUUUUGAAUUGCAGGCACCGCCAGUACCAAAACGACCGAGGACACCCAACGAAUUGGAUGAACCACAACCAGAGUCAGAGCAAAAGUCUGAGAGUGAACAGCCUGUAGAUGAACAACCACAGGAAGUGGGUGAGAAGGUGGAAGGUGGCACCUUGAUAAAUGGAAUAAUUGAGUUUCCGCGCCGCGAAAGUGCUUCCAAACAAAGCACUAUUGCCUCUCCAAUCCCUGCAACUCCAAAAAGUGGUGCUCCUCCAACUCCAAAAAGUGGCGGUGCCCCCGCAACCCCAAAAAGUGGAGCAACUGCUACACCAAAAUCUACACGCAGUGGCAGAGCAUUCGACUUUAAUUCAAACAAAACUGGAGCAAAAAAGACAACCUUUGAAGAUGAAGUGCUUUCUGUAAAGUCACCAAAGUCGAGAGGUUCAAAAUCACCAAGAAGCCCCCGAACACCAAAAACCCCAACAAGUCAAGUAGAAGAACCCAAACCAGAAGAAACUGAAGACCCUCCAACUGAAAAUGAAGUUGCUGAUUCCGAUGCCGGAAAACUAGCAGCUGAAGAGGAAGAAAGACAACGCCAAGCUUCGUUUGAAGAACGUCAAAGAGAAAGGGAGGAAGAAGAGGCCCGGUUUAAACGUUUAACUAGCUGGGACCGUGGGGAAGAUGGAAUGCCUAAAGAAGAAACUAAAGAGGAAUCAAUUAGUGAACAGAAGGAAGAUACAAUUGCUGAAGAUGUUGAGAAAGAAAGUGUUAAGGAAGAGUCAAAAGCAGAAGAAUCACAACAGGAAGAGCCACCAGCACCCGAGUCUGAAGCUGGGGAGCAGACUGAAUCAAAGGCUGAAGAGCCGGAACAAACAGAGUCAAAAGCUGAAGAGCCAGGAGAUCAGGAAGAACAGGAGAAACCACCGCGUGAUGAAUUGGAAGGUUCCCCAGCACCGCCACCACCACGUCCAGAGCGUUCACCUUCACCUGUGUCCUUCCGCCGAGAGCCAGCCAGCCGCGAUUAUAUGCCUUAUGAUCAGGACCUAAAAGCCGAAACAAAGCCAGCAAGAAUGCCAGCUGGCGAGUCUUUCUCAUCCUGGACUGCUGCGGACCGCGAUUCUUACAAGCCAAUUUCGCCAUGGGUUGAUCGCUCCAGCAAAUAUCGUAAUGAGUACACAGUUGGUGAACCGCCAGCAGCACCAGCAGCCUAUACUGCCUUCUUUGAUGAUUUAGUGACUAGUGGUCCAUUCGCUUCUUCCCUGUAUUCUACUUCACGAUUGUUAGAACGUUCUCGUUCUCGCACACGAGAACGCCGCCAUGCUUUACGUUCGCAGAGCCAAGCCAGGAAUUAUUACAAGUCUGUGGUUGAGUCAACAAACCCGUUGUUUCUUUACCGAUUUGCCUCUCAACUGCCAGCUCCACUUCGUACACGUGAUUAUUCUACUCCACCCUCUUCUUUAAUUAGCCGUGCACCAACUGCUGGAAGUUCCUACACAUCUUUUAUGGAUUAUGCUGGUGCCAAACAAUUUGAGAUGGCACGUAGUCAAUCGCUUCAACGAUCACCCCUUUAUCAGAGUAAUUUGGCAUUGAGCAGAUCGACCUCUCGUGGCGGAAUUGAUUAUUAUCUUGGUACUGGUCGCUCUUCUCGUGUUGACAGCUAUGUCGACAGUCUUCAUCGACCAUAUGAUUGGAAUGUUCCUAGCAAUUAUGAGACGUAUCGCGCCUCAAAUCGUGGUCAAAUAGGUUUCGCUCCCCUUAGCAAUUAUCAGAGUUAUGUAGACACUCUUCAACGUAGUUUGUCUAGGGAACGUUAUGAAAGAGAUAGGCUUCGCCAUAAAUACACAACUGUAAGCUAUCAAUUAGAACAAGCCUGUAAACAGAUGGAUUUGUUGCGUUCCUCCAACUAUUCUGCACUUCGCUCAGGUUCUGCUCCUCGAACCUCAGUUUAUGCUGGCUUCUAUCCUUACAGUUAA